AUGGGCCUCGCCGACGCGCCAUGGUUUGCCAUCCCACUUGCCACCGCCACGACUGUGAGAGUGGCGACGGCAAUCGUAAACUUCAGCAACCGUCGCGAACUGCAGCGGCGGGCAGGCUCGAAAGCUGCACGUGAUGCCGAGUCUCUUAUUGGCGCGGUUGCCCACCUCGCUGCCCACACUGAGGGCUGCACCUACCCCUCAACCGAGAAUUCAACGGCGGCGGUGAUCGACCUGAACACCAUACCCCGGCGCAUCGUGGUGUCUCAUGCGCGACUGCGCAGUCUCAGUUGCAGUUUACUCCCCCUCUUUGACUGCUACGCUGUUGCGUGUCGCUGCGGUACGGUUCCAGAUGCAGUGAAAGCGGAUGUGUGGAAUUGCCUCUGCGCAGUUGUGGAAGCGCACAUAGAGGCGUACGUCAGCGCCAGUGCUCUAUCAGCAAACAUCUCGGAGGCUUCCACCGCUCUGGCCGUGUGCGAGCUUCUUGCGGGACGGCACUAUCAUGUGUCACGCUUCCUGGAACCCACUCGAGCUUCCUCAGGUCUACUGCUCGGCUCGCCUCCGCGGCAUCUUCUGGUCGAAGCAGUGCGCAAACAUCGUGACGAGUGCAGCACCCUUCGCUCCCUCACUCUCUUCGUACGCCUUCUCCAUGCCACGUGCACGCUCCCUGAGCAGCUGCUCCUCGCCCUCCUUGCUGUCGUGAACAUCACGUACAUUUCGCGACAUGUGCGCAGUACGUCGUCCGAAACGGUGCCGUCGGCGCUCCGCUACACCGUAGAUGUCCUAAAUCAAGCUACAGCGACCGGUGAGGCACACUAUUGUACGUGGAGAACGUUUGUGAGGCAGGUGGUGACUUCGUCACCGGGACGCAUGUUAGCCAGUACCACCCUCGGUGUCGUCGUUUCGCACCUGUUCACCUGCGCCAAAGAAGCCGCAUCAGAUGCCGUGCUUCGCCACUUCCACAUGACCCUCAAGACGGACACAGUGCUGGCGCUCAUGCGGUUCGACUUUGUUGCGGACACACAUUGGCCCCUGCCCGGCCGCGUGUACAGUGCACUCGCUGUGGUCACUAACUUCUCUUUCGCCGACGUUGACCGCUUGUUGGAUGUGGUGGUGGAACGCGUGCAGCGGUGUCGCACCGUGUGGCGGCUCCCGGUUGCAUGCGCGGCGGGGUGGCUGACGCGUCAAGGGCUGGACUGGCUGCAGCGGUGCUGGACGCGUGCCUGUCUCAUGACGUCGUUUGUGGCCCGCUACGGGGCCGGCGGGCGGGGGUGCUGCGCAGCCCCCCGCGAGCGACCGGGCGGCUCCCGGCGUUGCCCACCACCGCCCCCAUGCCGCCCGCAUUACGGCCUCCAAGUCCUGCUACUUGCUGCUGCAUCUCCUUCUGGCGCGAUAUCCUCCCCCUCUGCGGUGCUGCAGCAGCUGGCGGAGCAUACUAGCUGGCCACUCGCGCCGCGCCCCUGCCUCACGGCGACGGAGCGGGUGUUGCAAGUCGUCUCCACUGCUGACGGGGCUGCCGAGGUUCUCCGCGCUCGGUACGACGCCGUACGUGAGCUCUGUAUAUCGCCUACGGAGGAAGCGCAAGCGGCGGACUCCUUUGCCGCCACCUUGAGUCUGCGGCGUGCGAACGGAGACGGCGCAUUGGGGCUCUCGAGCUGGUCGCCGGACCUGGCGGUGGACGUGAUGACCCUUGGAGGCAACCUUCUGGAAGAGGUAAUUGACAAGGCGAUGUCAACCUUCAAUGGCGUCCCAAUAAUGGCGGCUGUUGCCGCAACGGAGACUCCAUUGCGGCAACCGCACGGCGCACCGUCACCGCCGUCGGAGGAUGUCGUGUCGGCCGUCUACGCUGUGACCAGAGUGGUGGACAGUGGCGCCGUAUUCGUCAUGCCGCCGGUGCGAUGGUGGUCGCCGAUGUCGUCUUUCCAAUUCGAUGUGCAAACAGCUCAGUUGCGCUAUCACGAGCACGAGACGUAUGCACAGAGCAUGGCAACUCUCGUGCACGUACAGCACACGCAUCAACCCACCCUCGACAGGCAGCUGUGGGCGCACUACAACACACCGCCAUCCUUGCUGCACCCAAGUGGUGGCACCAGCGCUGCCUGGCGUGUGACAUUCGAUCACGUGUUCUUCCGCUAUCCCGGCACAGAGCAUGAUGUGCUGCACGACGUCACUUUCGAUGUCGCGGCCGGUGGCUUCCUCGGCAUUGUGGGCUACAGUGGGGCCGGGAAGAGUACGCUGCUGUUGCUUCUUUCCCGCGUGUACGCGCCGACGCGAGGACACAUCCGCAUCAAUGGCUACCCAAUCGAGUGCAUGCCGCCGCGCGCGCUUCGUCGCCGACUCGGGCACUGCUGGGAAGGCGCCCGCGGCACCUGCUUUUUGGAGGGUAUAAGCGUGGAGCGCAACGUAGCGUACGGCCACCUAGCGGCGGCCUCUGUCGGCGCCGUCACCGCAGCUCUCGAACAGGCCUGCGUGGAUACGGCGGUUGCUGCACGCCCCAACGGGUUGAGGGAGCCGCUGCGCUGCAGCGAGUGGAGCGGCGGCGAGGUGGCGCGACUCAUGCUGGCUCGUGCGCUUAUGGUGCCUGUAGACGAAGCGGGUAUUUACAUGUUUGAUGAGUGCACCAACGCCCUGGACUCGGUGACGGAGGCCAAGGUGUUUUCAAGCCACCUGUGUCGACGGGGGAACGCCACGCGCGUUAUGGUGUCUCAUCGCCUAGCCUCGGUCCGCGCGGCGGACGAAAUUCUCGUUCUCGCGCAUGGACGCAUCGUGGAGCGAGGCACGUGGACGCAGCUUCUCCGUGGUGGCGACGACUCUCUCUUCUGCACCCUCUACCGUGCGCAGACCGUGAGCUAA
Molecule: messenger RNA, 2850 nt
Organism: Leishmania braziliensis MHOM/BR/75/M2904
Lineage: Eukaryota; Euglenozoa; Kinetoplastea; Trypanosomatida; Trypanosomatidae
Product: ABC transporter family-like protein
Exons: 1
Coding region: 1-2850 (949 amino acids)
Biological process (GO): transmembrane transport
Molecular function (GO): ATP binding; ATP hydrolysis activity; ATPase-coupled transmembrane transporter activity
Source: RefSeq, a predicted model, not a curated record